AUGUACCACCUCUUCCGCAUGUUGAUGGUUCUUCUCGUCUUGAAUGUGGGAGCAUCCAGUGUUUCCGCUAUUCCCUACGGGUUCGUUGACGGUGAUCUACGACGCAUAGAAAUCAUUCGUACGUCACACCUCCCUCAGAGCAGCACAGCACUGGGAGUCGCGCCUGGCCUGGACCCGCAUGUCGAGCGCCGUGCAACAACGAUGCAUACCACACAUACGGCUUCCCUCUUGAGGAGUACGCUCACCGAGAGCUCGGACACCACCACCGCAGCCGGCACGCACGUCCACGUUUCCUUCAGCGCUGGCCUCGUUCCACUGUCGAUUCCCGACUCUGAUCCAAGUACCACCUCGCCUUCGUUCCCCGACGUGACUCUGGAGAAGGCCUAUUUCGUCUGGACGAUCGUCGCGCUCGCGUUCAUACUACAUCUGCCAUCCUUCGGUUGGUGA
Epithele typhae is the source of this 447-nucleotide messenger RNA. RefSeq lists its product as uncharacterized. NCBI's taxonomy places the organism in Eukaryota, Fungi, Basidiomycota, Agaricomycetes, Polyporales, Epitheliaceae. The transcript has 4 exons. The record is from RefSeq and is a predicted model, not a curated record. The coding region runs from base 1 to 447 and encodes 148 amino acids.